UGCUUUUAAAACCAUCUUUGGCUGAACGCUGCUUUGUUUUACCUCCUUUGCUCCCCUUUCUCUUCCAUCCUGCCAAACAAAGGAAAUAGAAGGAAUUCCGAUUUGCGGGAGACAUGCGUUCCAUCAGGAAGAGGUGGACUAUCUGCACGAUAAGUAUCCUCCUGAUCUUUUACAAGACAAAAGAGAUUGCAAGAACGGAGGGGCACCCGGAGGCGCAACCCAGCGGAGAUGGUGAGCAAAGUAUAAGUAGAUCAAUGGUCAAUAGCUCCGAUAAAAUAAACCAGAAGAGUGGCUCUUCAGUGUUCCAGCAUUCUGUAGAAAGAUGGAAAAUCAAUUCCUCCUUGGUGCUGGAAAUAAGGAAGAAUAUUCUUCGAUUCUUGGAUGCCGAAAGAGACAUCUCAGUCGUCAAAAGCAGUUUCAAGCCUGGAGAUGUAAUCCACUAUGUGUUAGACAGACGCCGUACACUAAAUAUUUCUCGGGAUUUGCAUAGCCUCCUUCCUGAAGUUUCUCCAAUGAAGAAUCGUCGGUUUAAGACAUGUGCUGUUGUAGGAAAUUCUGGCAUCCUUCUGGAUAGUGGGUGUGGAAAAGAGAUUGACAACCAUGAGUUUGUUAUAAGGUGCAAUCUAGCUCCUGUGGUGGAGUUUGCUGCAGACGUGGGAACUAAAUCAGAUUUUAUUACCAUGAACCCAUCAGUUGUACAAAGAGCAUUUGGAGGCUUUCGGAAUGAGAGUGACAGAGAAAAAUUUGUGCAUAGACUAUCUAUGCUGAAUGACAGUGUCCUUUGGAUCCCUGCUUUCAUGGUCAAAGGCGGAGAGAAGCAUGUGGAGUGGGUUAAUGCAUUAAUCCUUAAGAAUAAAUUGAAAGUGCGAACUGCCUAUCCAUCACUGAGACUUAUUCAUGCUGUCAGAGGCUACUGGCUAACCAACAAAGUUUACAUCAAGCGACCCAGCACAGGACUCCUUAUGUAUACCCUCGCAACGAGAUUCUGUGAUGAAAUUCACCUCUACGGAUUCUGGCCCUUCCCAAAGGAUAUAAACGGAAAACCAGUCAAAUAUCAUUAUUAUGAUGAUCUAAAGUACAGGUACUUUUCAAACGCCAGUCCCCAUAGGAUGCCGUUAGAGUUUAAAACACUGAACAUGUUGCAUAAUAGAGGAGCACUUAAAUUGACAACAGGGAAAUGUAUACAGCAAUAAUGCACAAGUCAAGUACAAAGAGAAGUACAGGAAAUUCAGAUUUUAUAGAACAGCAAUGGGAUCCAAGCAGUGGAUAUACCCCAGUGCACUGUACCAAGCCAUCAGAGAAUAAGGAAGUGCAUCAAGACUCUAUUACCAGCUAAUGUUUUACCUGUUGAAGUGCUAAAUCUUGAGUGCAAUGGUUCAAGUAAGUGCCACUUUUGCUAAGAACAAAUCUUGAAUGUAUACAAUCAGUAGUGUUUACAAGAUCCAACAAUGCAUUCAUCACUUGUUAAAGAAGCAAAUGAUUUGCUCACUGCUCAUUUGCCUCCACACAAAGUCAGGCGACGUCCAAAGGAAUAUCCAGGCACUGGGAUGUGCCCGUAGAGAAAUGAAAGGAACCAAAAUCAAGGUGGAAUUGGGAGAGCAGUGGAUCAUGUCUCAAAGAUCAAGCAAAACAUCCUUAGUCAGAGGAAUGCCUGGCUUUGUAUUAUAACCCUUUCUUCUUUUUCUUUCCUGUUUUUGAAAUUGUCAUGCAUUUCUCAUGGUGUUUGGGUAUUGGAACUCUGAAAGGGAUUUUGAAAAGACAGUAAUAUGGACAUUCUAAGUGAACUUCAAGAAGUGGUCUUAGAAGAAUGUCUUAUUUUUUAAAAAAAACCUUGAAACUUAAAAUAUGUAUUGUACCAUCUUGUUCAGCUUAAGCUUGGUAUAUGCAUUGCAGCUAAAACAGCCUCCAUGUGAGGCCUUCUUGAGGCUGUAAUAUGCAGAGCCAUUCCCCUGGUUUUGCAGGCCCCGGAAGAUGCUCUAUACUAGCAUUAACCACUGCCAGGAAGAUGUGGAGCUUGCAAGAGUGAUACUUAAACCAUAUAUCCUCCUCUUAUACAGAGUGGACAGUGGUGGAAGAGUCAUCUCAGAGAGGCUGUUUUGAGCAGUAUAACAAGCAGUAUAACUUGACUACUAGGGCUUAGAAUCUCCCAGUUGCUUUAUGUGCUUCUGUUGGAGGGAAUGAUAUAAAUAUCCUUUCAAAUGAAAAACAUCCUUCCUGGUCUCCUCUGUUUUAAAGAAAAAGCAGCUGUGAGGUCCUGAUCCAGAUGGCAUGUAUAUUCCAGGUUUGGGCUCAUGCAUCUACUUUCAAAUAUUAUUUGCCUCAAACAGCAACAAAAGGAAAGAUUUUCAAAGGGAGGUUGGCUUGUACCCUGGAAUCUGAUUGGGAACACGUCCUGGCUCAGGGCUUCACAUGGCUUUCUCUUCAAACUGCCAUGUUAAAAACAACUAUCUUAAGCAUGUUUUUUUUUAAAGCACAUUCAUGAUAAUAGAUCAUAUGUUAAAGCUCAGGAGUAUCCAUGGGAUGGGGGCUGUCAGAAAAGGGGUAAGAUGUUGAUUGCAUGGCUGCAGCCACUAUCUUGACUUUUUUUUGACUAUCACCAACUCCUGCCAAUGCUUUGAUAAAGGAUGAGCUAAAUGGAGAAGAAAUCCAUGUAGUUUGGCCCUAGGGCAUAAAUUUAUCACCCUCAAAGCAUUUGAUAUUUCGAGCAGUUAUUAAAGCAAGAUUGUUUUCUUGUAUGGCAAAUAAAGAGAAUGCCAUUAACAAGCAGGUGCCCUUACAUUUGGUACCAAAGAUUAUGCUGAUUUUGUAAUUGAUGAUGUACGUUUAUUUUCCUUGUAUUGACAGAAACAUGUGCAUUUAGUGCUAUCACUGUGUUGCUGUGCUGCUGAGGAAACUGCUUUCGAUCAUCUCUGUUUCCUGUUAACUUAGCUAGAUUCUGUUUGAAUGACAAAUUCCUUAACUUGGUUCUGUUUUUGAAUAUUGUAUUGAAUAUUGAAUAUUUUAAACAGAGCAAAACAGAUUCUUCUCCCUUCUUAAUUAGAAUAUGCCCAUAAUUUUCAUUAAUCUAAUUAGGAUAAUAGAAAUAAUGAAAAGAACAUUAAUACCUAGUUCAGAUGCUGUACUGGCAGUUUUCCCCACUAAUCAUUAGUUGCUAUACAAUAUAUUCAUUAUAGUGCUGGACAAUAUGCCUGUUUUUCUUGACUUAUAAUAUUCUGAUAAAUCGUAAAUGAAAAACCUCACUGCUAAGUUCCUUUGCCUUUCUCCUUUUUAGAAGCUUCUUUUUCUUGUACAAUUUUGAAGAAGUUCUGUUGCUGCCCUUUGCUCUGAAAGGUUUUAUAAAGAGAAUUAUUAGUGGAACCACUACCGUCAAGCAGGGUUGUAAAUGGAAUCGCUGCAAACCUUAGUAUUUGAAGCACAUUUAAAGAGUGAUGUCAAAAUUGCAACAGGGUGAACAAAGUACCAUUUCUUUGUCGCCUCAUUUAGCCCUAAUUUCUAAGUAAGAGCAAAAGGAGAAACACUGCUGAAAAGCAAACACAGAAUACACUUUAAUUGGAUUUUAUGAAAUAGAAUAUAUAAGGAAGAAUGGGCUGUUAAUGUCAUUUCCUCACCUUUGGAAAAAUCUUGAGCUCAUGCAAGAAACUUUCAGGCCCUAAGUUCUAUUUUCACUUGUUUCCUUUCUGCUUACCUAUCUGUGUACAAAAAAUAGAUGCCCACUGUGCUGCUUAAACAAUCCGCUUUAAGGUUUUACUUCAUUUCUAGAUUAAAACCUGCCUUAAUUAAGAUCAGCUAUUCAUCUCUUCCACUUACUAAUGAGUUGACAAGGCAUCACUGUCCCUUCAGAAGACCAAAAGAGAAACUUUGGUGGAUCAUUCUAAUAUUCUGUCUAGUCCAGUAUCCUGUUUUCCAUAACAAUCAGUGAAAUGUCUUUGGAUAGCUCAGACAUUUGUCUUCUCCCAUGAUGACUAUCCUAUAACUGUUAUUACUCUUCUUUUUGACUAAAGCAAAGAAGUUAUUUAAGCUUGGUAAAUUGGAUGAGAAUGGUAAACAAUUCACAGCAGUACAUUAUGCCAUUGUUGGUGUUACUGAACUUGAGUAGCACAUUUGUGAAAAAAGUAUACAUCACAAUACUAAGAAUUUAGCUGCUGCUUCUUUUUUCAUUAGAAAAAGUAUUUGAUUCCUGCAGUAUGUUUUAAUGGGUAGCUCUUUUCCUUUUCUUGUUCUAAAAGAACAGAACAAAACAAAACUUGUAGGCAUGAGUUGUAGUCCACUCAGUCCAGCACAAACUUUGGUUUCAGUGAGGCAUUUGGAAUGAGGUGAGCGAAUUACAUUCUUUCUUGUUCACUCACUAAAUAAGAUUGAUCUUCCUAACCAAAACAGUUCAAUUUGUAUUUAUGGUUAUUUGCAAACUCACUUGUUUUCAACACAGUAAG
This is a messenger RNA of Candoia aspera, 4430 nucleotides long. It is a transcript of the gene ST8SIA4, whose product is annotated as ST8 alpha-N-acetyl-neuraminide alpha-2,8-sialyltransferase 4. Lineage: Eukaryota; Metazoa; Chordata; Lepidosauria; Squamata; Candoiidae. Gene Ontology annotation, biological process: N-glycan processing; oligosaccharide metabolic process. Bases 114 to 1193 code for a protein of 359 amino acids. Gene Ontology annotation, molecular function: alpha-N-acetylneuraminate alpha-2,8-sialyltransferase activity. The transcript has 5 exons. The record is from RefSeq and is a predicted model, not a curated record.